Messenger RNA from Argiope bruennichi, 1477 nucleotides. Its product is annotated as histone H3.v1-like. The record is from RefSeq and is a predicted model, not a curated record. The transcript is spliced from 4 exons. Bases 254 to 958 code for a protein of 234 amino acids. NCBI's taxonomy places the organism in Eukaryota, Metazoa, Arthropoda, Arachnida, Araneae, Araneidae.
UCGCAGCUUUUCGGAUAGCCUUGCAUUUCUAAAAGAGACCGGGAAGCCGCGAAACGGAUGGAAAUAGCAUCACGAGAAGGUACAGACAGACAAGAGUCGUUCUACUAUCUCACCCUCUCCUGAUCCCUCAGCUUCGGCAACCGAAAUCGAAUUUGCUGCUCUUCAGGCUCGACAGGAGAGUGUUAACGAAAGGGAUUAAAUUCCAUAUUCGAUUCAUUUGAUUGUGUGACAUCUCGACUUCUAUUAAUACAUAAUGGGAGAAUCAGGGGAAGAAUAUACUCCAUCAGAAUCACCCACUCUUGUCAAUAUCAGAAGAAGAGACGAUAUAUGGCCCCCAAAAUAUUCCACUGUAAGGCAUCUCCCUAGAGUCGGUUUCUCUCCAACAAUCAUGGGGGAAGCCGGGAAGGGAAAGAAAUUCGUCUGGCCCCCACCGAAACCAGGUCAAGAACAUGGCGUUAAUGGUGUCGGCCAUCUAUCCCACGGCAAAGUCCAAGAUGCUUGGAAUCCUGAAGCCAAUGCCCUGGGAAAUAGACCUCCACCUUUCGCUCCAAGAACAGCCCCUGUACGUAGGUGUACAGACGAGAUUUGGCCACCAAAGGGUAGCGAAUAUCAACCUCACAUGGCAUCCUCUCCAAAACCAGUGAAGUCAAUGGGAAGGUUUGAGGACUAUAUAAAAUACAAAAGAGGACCAUCCGUUCCACCUACUUACAGAAUGCCACCAGGAACCCAACAUAUCCAGUACACGGAAUUGGAAGGCGAAUAUAUACACGAGUCCAAGACGACAACUACUACAAUGAUGUCAAACAGCACGGCUGUUCGAAAUGAAACUCAUGUCACCUUCCAACCCCAACCUACCACUAGGAGGAUAGAACCAGAGGAAGAAGAAGAGGAGGAAGAAGAGGAGGAAGAAGAAGAGGAGGAAGAGGAAGAGGAGGAAGAAGAAAGUGAUGAAGAAUAAUGUGUGAUCAUGAUACAUACGUAAUAGUGGGAUUCCUGAGGAAAAAGAGGCGAAGAUAUGUGUUGUCAUCGUGAUUUCAUUUUUGUUACCGAAAUGUAUAUCUGCGCGUGAGGAUAUGUAAAGCAAAAUUUUUUAAGUGUCGAAUCUACAAAUCAAAACCUUUUAGUUGAGAAGCUUUAGAUAAGUAUUGUUAUGUAUUUAUUUGAAAAGACACAGAAACAUUUUGCUUUAUUCCCUCCAAUAAGCUGCAUUCAGCUUUAUAGUAAAAUUAAUUGCUUUGAAGAGGUAGUAAACCACUUUUAUUAUUAAAUUUAAAAAGUAGAGAUUUUUUUAUGUUGUAGCAUAUGCUUUUAUAUCUCAUAAUGCAUUCAAAAAGAGACUGGAAAAAAAAUACCUAUCUUUUCAACAUUUUUUUUUCUUUCAAUAGUCUGUAAAUUUGCGUUUUUAUGAAUUAUAUUCAGUAAAUGCAACUUUAGAUUAGAGUGCUGCUUUUUUGACGAUUUUUUGAUUUUUUUUCAA